CAGGUUUUCAGAGCUGUUCCUGCCUCCCGGGAUCGAUGCAGCUUCAGCGCUAGCAAACACUGGACUGAUUGUACCUGCUAUAACACCAGCAAGGCGACACUGGAUCUUUUUUUUUUUUUUUUUUUUUUCUUCUCUAUAUGCUAUUGCACCCGGGAUAAACAAUUAAGGAAUGUGGAAAUUACAGAAUGCCCACCAGCGCUGGAAAGAGAUUUAAACCCACCAAAUACAUCCCGGUGUCCACAGCAGCCGCUCUUCUUGUGGGAUCGAGCACUUUAUUUUUCGUUUUCACGUGCCCCUGGUUGACCAAAGUGAUCUCCCCUAUCGUGCCUCUCUACAAUGGCCUCGUCUUCCUCUUUGUCUUGGCCAACUUCAGCAUGGCGACCUUCAUGGACCCUGGUGUCUACCCUCGAGCGGACGAGGAUGAAGACAAAGACGACGACUUCCGAGCGCCUCUCUACAAGAAUGUGGAGAUCAAGGGCAUUCAGGUUCGGAUGAAGUGGUGUGCCACCUGUCACUUCUACAGGCCGCCUCGCUGCUCACACUGCAGUGUCUGUGACAAUUGUGUUGAGGACUUUGACCAUCACUGUCCAUGGGUCAACAACUGCAUUGGACGGAGAAACUACCGCUACUUCUUUCUCUUCCUGCUGUCUCUGAGCAUCCACAUGAUGGGCGUUUUCUCCUUCGGCCUCAUCUUUGUGCUCCACCACCGGGAGAGACUGGGGGCUCUGCACACCACCGUCACAUUGGUGGUGAUGUGUAUCGCUGGACUUUUCUUUAUUCCCGUCAUGGGUCUCACGGGUUUCCACAUGGUGCUUGUGGCUCGAGGUCGAACCACAAAUGAACAAGUAACGGGCAAGUUUCGUGGAGGAGUAAAUCCCUUCACUAAAGGUUGCUGUGGCAACGUGGAGUACGUCUUAUGCAGUCCUCUGGGGCCAAGGUACAUAUUGGACCCACGAAAGAAGCCCCACAUCAAAAUUCAACCGCCGUUUAUCGGACCAGACCUUUCAGAGAGGCAAAUCACCGUCAAGGUCAAUGACAACGGCAUCCAUGGCACUAUUAUCAGCUCCAAGUCCAAAAGAAGCCUCGAUGGCCUGGAUGACAAAGAAACGCAGCCACCAUUGCCACCGAAAGCUGACCGGUACAACCAGCUGAAAAACCAUCUGACGUCCAGUGAGGAAAGCUCUCUGUCUGGUAAGACCCACCCCUCCACUCCGGCCAUGUACAAAUUCAGACCCUCCUUUGGCACCAUGCCCAAAGUCCACUAUCAUACUGCAGGGGACAAGAUUGUCAUGCCCGAUGACCAAAAUUCCUCAGCCAUUUUGGAAGAGGGUGUUCGUGGUCACGACUACCGAUCUGAGCCAAACUUAGAUCUGCCAGAGUACACUAAUGCUCCUCUUCAUCGCACUUUCAAAUCUUCCCCUUUCCAGCUGGACUCCGACCCGCUCAAUUCUCUGACUCUUAGCCUGAAGCAGGCUCACCAACGUUCAGAGAAGGGUCAGCUCGUGGGUCUGCAGCCCCAGAAGGUCACCUCUACCCCCUAUAAGAAUGUCUUCUCUCCCAACGCGCUCUCCAACCGUAACGGAAGCCUAUCCUAUGACAGCCUGCUGAACCCCAAUACCACCCCACCCACUGCCAGUGAGUGCUUGGCCCACAGUGGGAUGCCUCCGGUGGGGUUCCAGUCGCCCUACCUGCCCACCAAAAUGUGCCACAUGCGGGAACCUGAGAUGCAGAGACAACAGGUUGCCGCCACUUACAGUCCAGUUAUGUCAUUGAGGGGGGCGGGCCGUGAAUCCCCUCACCUACGGGACAGGGACCCAUCCCCGGUGCGCUACGACAACCUCUCCCAAACAAUCAUGGCCUCCAUCCAAGAGCGGAAGGAGAUGGAGGCGAGAGAGAAGCGACACAUGCUACACGGGCAUUCCCAGACGCAUAUCUACGCCCAGGACUCUGUUGUGUUUGAAAGUUCAGGGGGGUAUGGCCUUCCACCCAACCCCUGCUACCCAGAUGGGCCUCGCUGCGCCGGCUCCAGAGGCCCAACACCUCCGGCCUACGGAGGGUCCAGGGACAACCUGAUGGGGGUCGGGCUGAGCUACAGCCAGAGAACCCCUGUAUUGUGCCAGGCUGGCGCCACUAUGGGGCGAGCACCCAGGACUUCAUCCAGCUCUUUACACACAGAUCACAUUAGCACCAACAACAACCACAGAAGGGUGUCGGGCCCCGAGGGCCUUUAUCGCUCCCCUGGCCACCACCCUCACCCCCCUGCCGUGCCCCGAUCUCCCUCCUACUCCCACCACAAACUGUCAUACAUGAGUGCCCAGGAGAGGAUGGACUCACCUCGUCUAGGGGGGGCAAGAGAGGCCAUGAAAGUUAAUGGCCAGAUGGAUUGCCACCCGAGUGCCAAGGGUGUCACAGCUAGUCCCAAUCGCCACGGUAACGUGAAAAGGGUGACUGGGGUGGAAGGCACCACCUAUGAGAUUUCAGUGUGAGCAAGGAUGCCGAAUUUACCUUCAGUAGAAGAACUGCAUUUAUUUUUUUGUGAACUGUAGAAUCCAGAAGCAGGAGCUUGGUUUUGUUGUUAUUGUCCAAUCACAGGAUCAGUCUGCUUCUAAGUGGUUCUCUUUGGCCUAAUUGUGUGCGAGUCCAAAUAUCAACUGCUCCUCUGUAUUGAUGAGGGGUGUUUUACUCUGUGUUGGGUGGGGGGUCCUUAUCUUGGUCAUUUGAUUGGACCUCCUCUUUGCUAUAAUCAUGUAACCUGGUCCAAAUGUUCUGUACUGUACUUUUAUGCUCCAGACACUACUUCAGCUGGAAUAAAAUGCCACUGAAGAAAAAAAAAAAACUUUUUGACAUCAUCAGCCUGAGAAUAAUACUUUUCCAAGUGUGAGAACCUCCCCACUUGGAGAAUAAUUCUACACGUUCAGGUGCUUCACGACCAGGCCCCUUAAAGGAAACCUGCAGACUUUUUUUCCCCCAGGUAUGGAUGCAACCAGCAGUGGUUUAAUUUGAUGCAGUGUCUUUAAGGAGUUAAAGACAUACUCUGCUCGCCUUCCGCUGGACUCAGAAAGAUGCAGGCUUCUUCUGGAACAUCAGAUUACCUCACACUUAAGUUUAAAACCCAACAAUUCACAGCCAAAUUGAAUUGUUUUAGUAUUCGUUGUCUGGUUUGUUUGUUUAUAAUAGAAUGGGAAUAGCUUAGUGAUACAGGAUUGUAAAUAACACCCAUUCCCUUUUUUUUUUUUUUUUUAAAAGUCAGUUGCUUUUGCUUAAUAAACCGAACAUUUGAAUAAUUGUUUGAUUUUGUAGACUGGAUGCCUGACAUUUUAGUUAUUUUAGUGUGAUAAAUUAUACAAUUCAGCCAGAAGGGCUCAUGGAAGAACUGACUUCCACCAAUGCCAAUGUAAAGAAACUUUUUUUUUUUGUUGCUAUUUUUUGAUACACCUGUAUCUCAAAAUGGUUCUUCAGCACAAGAUUAUAAAGCAGUAAUGUAACAUGGUUUAAAAAAUAUAUAUAUAUAUAUAUAUAUAGUGUAUUAAAAGGUGAACGGAACAAAAAAAUAUCGAGUCAGAUGUUGCACAGCCAGUCCAUAUUGGAUGAGCAUGGCAUCAGUGAUGCAUUUCCCUAGAUUUGCAUUGAGAUGUUCAAUUCCCCUUUGUCUUUCAAGAGUACUGUCCCCCGCCACCCCAACCCAACUUUUAGACCAGUCAUGUUCUGUCCAUAUGCUGUUUGGGCUAACUGAAUUUGAAAUAUACCAGACUUAACACCAAUAUUUGGUUUGUCAGACUCAUCCAUUGUUCCCUUAAAGUAAUCCAAGGCCCACACCAGGUAUACAGUGAUGCCACAUAUGUGAAACAAGUCUACCUUAAAUUUGAAUUUAUCUGGUAGUUUGGUCAGAAGGGCGUUAUAAAAUUAGCUACAGAGUCGUAAUUUUAAACAUUGUUUAAGAAUCCCAUUGGGACUUCCAAACCAAUUUGACCAUACACACUGCCGGUGUCAUUCCUUAAUACUGCCAUUGUUCCAACUGUAUUUUGGCAAAUGGACUUGACUACAGGUCCCAAAAUGUUGCCAACAGUCAAUGAUACUACCCCAUCAACCCAGAGCUAAUUUUCUUUUCAAACACUUGAAU
Phycodurus eques (leafy seadragon) is the source of this 4120-nucleotide messenger RNA. It is a transcript of the gene zdhhc8b, whose product is annotated as zinc finger DHHC-type palmitoyltransferase 8b. Gene Ontology annotation, molecular function: palmitoyltransferase activity. Gene Ontology annotation, biological process: protein palmitoylation. The record is from RefSeq and is a predicted model, not a curated record. The transcript has 11 exons. Lineage: Eukaryota; Metazoa; Chordata; Actinopteri; Syngnathiformes; Syngnathidae. Bases 186 to 2486 code for a protein of 766 amino acids.